Jatropha curcas is the source of this 1973-nucleotide messenger RNA. RefSeq names its product AAA-ATPase At2g46620. Gene Ontology annotation, molecular function: ATP binding; ATP hydrolysis activity. The record is from RefSeq and is a predicted model, not a curated record. Lineage: Eukaryota; Viridiplantae; Streptophyta; Magnoliopsida; Malpighiales; Euphorbiaceae.
GGUCAAGCCUAUUGAUUAUUGAAUAUACAAAAUAAAGAAGCUAAAACAUGUUGAAUUAUUCAAAAAUCAAACAAAACUUUAAUAGUAGUCUAUAUGUUUAGUCAUACAUUCACAGCCAAUGCCAAUACCCAUAUUAAUUUCCUUCCCUCUUCUCACCCCUUUGACCCAUAUUGGCCGGCUCAUGUCUUCACUAUACAAAACCUGUAUCCACCAUCCCCACCAUUAAAGAAACAGCAACCUCCUCCACCUCUAUCUAUCUGACAAUUCAAAGACUCACUUUCUUGCUUUUUCCCUUAUUUUCUAUCUCAGAUAUUGGUUAACUAUUACUUUCUUGAAUCUUGAUCAUGAUCUCUACCAACAUAAUUCUUGCUUUCUUCUCUCUCUUUAUCGGAUUUCUCUUCUUUCGGUUUUUAUCAAAAACAUCUUUUCUGCAAAUUCUUGUGAAGUAUUUACAAUCUUUUGAAGACUAUUUUCAUGUCUAUCAAUUCUUUACAGUUCCACAGUACAAUGAACAUUUCCAAGAAAAUCUUCUCUACAACAAGGUAUCUUCCUACCUAACCUCCUUACCCGCAAUUGAAGAUUCAGAUUUCACUAAUCUCUUUUCAGGCUCCAAAUCUAAUGAGAUAAUCCUCCGUCUCGACGCUAAACAAGUUAUUCAAGAUAAUUUUCUUAGUGCUAGAGUAUGGUGGAUUAACCAGAAAUCUGAAAAUGAUGGAAAAAGAACAUUUGUGCUGAAACUAAGGAAGAAAGAUAAGCGCAGAAUUCUACGGCCUUACUUGCAGCAUAUCCUUUCUCAAGCCGAUGAAAUUGAACAGCGAAAGAAAGAGAUUAAAUUGUAUAUGAAUGUAGAGAAUGAGCCUCAAGAAAAUGGACGGUGGAUGUCUGUUCCUUUUACACAUCCGUCCACCAUGGAUACGGUGGUUAUGGAAGCUGACUUAAAAAAUAAAGUCAAAACUGAUCUUGAAUCUUUCUUGAAGUCCAAACAGUAUUAUCAUAGGCUUGGGCGUGUUUGGAAACGGAGCUAUCUUCUUUAUGGACCUUCCGGCACCGGUAAAUCAAGUUUUAUAGCUGCAAUGGCUAAGUUUCUCAAUUAUGAUGUGUAUGAUAUUGACAUUUCAAAGGUUUGUGAUGAUUCUGAAUUGAAAAUGCUUUUAUUGCAAACGACAAGUCGUUCAAUGAUUGUUAUAGAGGAUCUUGACAGAUUCUUGAUGGAGAAAUCAAAAGCAGCCGUAAGCUUAUCUGGGCUGUUGAAUUUUAUGGAUGGGAUUAUUUCUUGUUGUGGAGAAGAAAGAGUUAUGGUUUUUACUAUGAAUAGUAAAGAUCAAGUUGUAGAACAAGCAAUAAUGAGGCCAGGAAGGAUUGAUGUUCAUGUAAAUUUCCCUUUAUGUGAUUUCUCUGCAUUUAAGAGUUUGGCUAACAAUUACUUGGGAGUUAAGGAACAUAAGCUUUUCCCUCAGGUGGAAGAAAUUUUCCAUUCUGGAGGAGUAAGUGUAAGCGCAGCAGAAAUUGGGGAAAUUAUGAUUUCUAACAGGAAUUCGCCGAGUCGAGCUCUGAAAUCGGUCAUUUCAGCUCUGCAAACGAAUAAUAAUAGGAGGUUGAGUGAGAGUAGAUCGGUCCGGUCCGGCGAUGAAACAGGGGAACAGCCUGAAGGAGGUGUGUAUUGCAGAGAAAGUGUGCAUACAGUAAGAGAGUUCAGAAAACUGUAUGGACUGUUGAAAAUGGGAAGUAGAAGAAAGGAAGAGCCAAUAGAGUUGGGCUCAGUAGAUAAGGAAGGAUCUAGGCAUGGAGCUUAAUUAAAGUCCAAAGCAACUUACUAUUUUUUUUCAUAUCAAAUGUUCAAUUAGUUAGGACAUAGAAUUUUGCAACUUUGACAUUUCUUUGUGUAAAAAUAUAUCACUGCAAUUUGUUAUGUUAGUUAAUUUUAAUGUAACAUCAAAACAAACUAUAAUACAGUUAGAUUUUUCUUUUUUCUC